Molecule: messenger RNA, 1828 nt
Organism: Marmota monax (woodchuck)
Lineage: Eukaryota; Metazoa; Chordata; Mammalia; Rodentia; Sciuridae
Product: cytochrome P450 4F3
Exons: 14
Coding region: 124-1704 (526 amino acids)
Molecular function (GO): iron ion binding; monooxygenase activity; oxidoreductase activity, acting on paired donors, with incorporation or reduction of molecular oxygen
Source: RefSeq, a predicted model, not a curated record
UGGUUGGCUCAGCCCUGCCCAGGCCAGCUUCCUGCAGCCUCCUACAGGUCGGGAGCCAGGGACAAAGAGGUCCUAGAGGAGGGGAAAGGAGAUUGUGGGGGACAGGCUACUCCUGAUAGAAGGAUGCCGCAGCUGAGCCUGUCCUGGCUGGGACUGGGGCCCUGGGCAGCCUCUCCUUGGCAACUCCUGCUGUUGGCCGGGGCCUCCUGGUUCCUGGCCCGCAGCCUGACCAAGAUCUACACUUUCUAUGACAACUGCUACCGCCUCCGAUGCUUCCCACAGCCCCCCAGACGGAACUGGUUUUGGGGUCACCUAGGCCUGGCCCAGAACAAUGAAGAAGGCAUGCGGCUGGUGGAGGAGCUGGGCCACUGCUUCCGUGAUGUCCACCUCUGCCCUUCCCACCUCUGGAUAGGCCAGGCUGAGCCGGGGAAGGGGCGAUAUCCAAUAAAGACCAUGGCUCUGCCUAUCACAGCUAUGGUUGUACCCAAGGAAAUGGCUUUCUAUGGCUACCUGAGACCCUGGCUGGGGGAUGGGCUCUUGCUGAGUGCCGGUGACAAGUGGAGCCACCGCCGGCGCCUGCUGACACCUGCCUUCCACUUCAACAUCCUGAAGCCCUACAUGAAGAUUUUCAACCAGAGUGUGGACAUCAUGCAUGCCAAGUGGCAACGACUGAUCUCAGAGGGCAGUGCCCGUCUGGACAUGUUUGAGCACAUCAGCCUCAUGACCUUGGACAGUCUGCAGAAAUGCGUCUUCAGCUUCGACAGCAAUUGUCAGGAGCAGCCCAGUGAAUAUAUUGCCGCCAUCUUGGAGCUCAGUGCCCUCGUAACCAAACGGUACCACCAGAUCUUCCUGUACUGGGACUUCCUGUACUACCUCACUCCUGAUGGGCGCCGCUUCCGCAGGGCGUGCGACCUGGUGCACGACUUCACAGAUGCGGUCAUCCAGGAGCGGCGCUGCACUCUGGCUGCUCAGGAUGUUGAUGAUUUCCUCAAGGCCAAGGCCAAGUCUAAGACUGUGGACUUUAUUGAUUUGCUCCUGCUGUCCAAGGAUGAAAAUGGGAAGAAGUUGUCAGAUGAGGACAUACGAGCGGAGGCUGACACCUUUAUGUUUGGAGGCCAUGACACCACGGCCAGUGGUCUCUCCUGGGCCCUGUACAACCUGGCAAGGCACCCGGAAUACCAGGAGCGCUGCCGGAAGGAGGUGCAAGACCUGCUGAGCGACCGUGAUCCUAAGGAGAUUGAGUGGGACGACCUGGCCCAGUUGCCCUUCCUGACCAUGUGCAUCAAGGAGAGUCUGCGGUUGCACCCCCCAGUCACAAUCAUCUCCCGCUGCUGUACCCAGGACGUUGCCCUCCCCGACGGCCGGGUCAUCCCCAAAGGGAACGUCUGUGCUAUCAGCAUCUUUGGGAUCCAUCACAAUCCAUCGGUCUGGCCAGAUCCUGAGGUCUAUGACCCCUCGCGCUUUGACCCAGAAAGCCCCCAGAAGAGGUCACCUCUGGCUUUUAUUCCCUUCUCGGCGGGGCCCAGGAACUGCAUCGGGCAGACUUUCGCCAUGAACGAGAUGAAGGUGGGGCUGGCGCUGACGCUGCUGCGCUUCCGCGUCCUGCCCGACGACACCGAGCCGCGCAGGAAGCCCGAGCUGAUCCUGCGCGCCGAGGGCGGGCUCUGGCUGCGCCUGGAGCCGCUGAGCGCGGGUGCGGAGUGACCCUCAGAGAGCUGUCCUGGGACACAACACCCGCCCACCCACCUUUGCAGAUUCCCGGGAAUAAGAUGGUGAUCACCUGUGCUUGAACUUUACCGAGCGCCAGCAGCGGGCGCAGGGGGACAGA